CCUAACUUGGGCAGAUUGGCCAUUAUUACUCCAGAAAAAGUCUAGCGACCGGAAACCAAGGACAAACCCCCAAAUAAAUUCGAGAGAAGAACCACAAAAAUGUCUCAAAGACUCUCAGACACGAGGCAGUGCUCGGACUCUUUAGGAAAAUGCCCUCUUCCACCAUUAAAUGACGGACUAAUCGAUUCCAUGCAAUCUUAUCGGACCUCCUAUAGGCCGAGGUCUCUCCAUGCGGCUCAUUGGCGAGUUCCAAGUGUAAUCAGCGUCACGUACUAAAAGUUAAUUAAUAGUCAGUCCUUUUCCGCCGUCAAUCUGUCCCAUGGUUUAGUUCCUACGGGAACUACAGCCUCAUGAGUUAUCAUAGUAUAUGUAUCAGCAUGUGCCUGUAUUUACAAUAUUUGCCAGAGCAGUCAGGUGCACAAUCAUCGAUGGAAGAAGGUUGAACACCUCCGACAAUGCGCAUCCUCAGCCUACCGUUAUUUCUUCGGUCUGGCUAUGGCUACAUCUUCAUCUCUUUCACUAUUAUCUAUCUCCUUCUCAUUCGCUAUUGUCGAACACAUUACUACCAAGACCCGACCUCCUACUUUUUUGACCCUGAGAGGGGCUAUGAGCCUAUUUAUACGCGAUUCCGGGUCUCUCAGUCGAUCAAUUACCUUCACCACGUCAAUGAAACGGCCAGUCGCGCAACAAAUAUAACCGCCGCUUCAAUAAACAAAAAUGCCAGUUUGUGUGUGGGGAUCGCGUCGAUUGCGCGCAAUGACAUAGACUAUAUGGAGUCUACAGUAGGCUCUCUACUUGUCGACCUCACCGAACAGGAACGCGAAGACAUGCACCUUACCCUAUUGAUAGCGCAUACGGACCCUUCGAAACACCCAUUUCACUCGCAUAAGUGGCUAUCGGCAGCUGCAGAUACGGUUUUGACUUAUGAUCUGCCACAAAAGCAGAUAGAUUACAUCAAGAAAUUGGAGAUGGGAAAGGGGAGGCCAAAGGAGAAAGCGUUAUUUGAUUAUACAUACUUGCUUAAAGCCUGCCAGGAUGUGGGGACCCCAUAUGUCAUCAUAAUCGAAGAUGAUGUCGUUGCGAUGGACGGAUGGUACCAUCGAACUGUCCAAGCGUUGGAAGAUGCAGCACGGAAGACGCGCGAUAUGGGCGCUUCAAGGUACCUCUAUCUUCGAUUAUUCUAUACCCAAAAAUUCCUGGGCUGGAACGACGAAGAGUGGUUAGCUUAUUUCUUAGGGUCUCUCGCGGUCGUCGCAUCUGUCGGCGGCGUGCUCAUGGCGACCCUCUACGUACCCUACGCGAAUCGUUUUCUUCGUAAGGAUAUAAUCGUCGUGUUAUGCCUCGUCUGUACACCGCUCUGUAUCGUCCUAUUUUUUGCCGCCGGCCGGGUUUCCAUGCUCCCUAUAUCCGCUGGGGUCCAUCAGAUGCCGAAGUUUGGCUGCUGUACGCAAGCGAUCGCCUAUCCCCGCGAGCGUGUCCCCGAUGUUAUUGAUUGGUAUGAUUCACAGCAGACGGGGGACGCAGAUUCGCUGCUAGAGCGAUAUGCAAAUGAAAACAAGGAGAUUAGAUGGGCGCUUACCCCAAGCCUGUUUCAGCACGUUGGAAUCCGGAGCUCCAAAUUCGAAGACGAUGGCUUCCGGAGAGAUGCCAAGUCGAUUUGGAAUUUCCAGUUUGAGUCGAAUGAUCCCAUGGCGUUGCAGAUAGAACAUGAGAAGGCUGUGGAGGGUCUUCAUAAUUGAGAAUCUUUGUGACGAUAUUGACGAGACCGAUAGAUUAUGUGAUCAUACUAAUGUAAAGUUAUUAGAAUUCUGUU
This is a messenger RNA of Talaromyces proteolyticus, 1813 nucleotides long. RefSeq lists its product as uncharacterized. Gene Ontology annotation, molecular function: glycosyltransferase activity. The record is from RefSeq and is a predicted model, not a curated record. Bases 456 to 1739 code for a protein of 427 amino acids. The transcript has 2 exons. Gene Ontology annotation, cellular component: Golgi membrane. Lineage: Eukaryota; Fungi; Ascomycota; Eurotiomycetes; Eurotiales; Trichocomaceae. Gene Ontology annotation, biological process: GPI anchor biosynthetic process.